Vicia villosa (hairy vetch) is the source of this 977-nucleotide messenger RNA. RefSeq names its product putative germin-like protein 2-1. Gene Ontology annotation, molecular function: manganese ion binding. The transcript has a single exon. Lineage: Eukaryota; Viridiplantae; Streptophyta; Magnoliopsida; Fabales; Fabaceae. The record is from RefSeq and is a predicted model, not a curated record. Gene Ontology annotation, cellular component: cell wall. Bases 121 to 768 code for a protein of 215 amino acids.
AUAAAUAGUCCUUAACACUAUGCAAACAUUCAUCUACCAAUACCAUAAUUGAUACUACAAACUACUGUCUCAAAAAUCUACCAAAAUUUUUAAGUUUAGAGUUUCAAGUUCUUAUCAAAAAUGGCUAUUAAUCUUUCACUCUUGCUGCCUAUUUUGCUUUUAGCUCUUUCACUUUCAGUUGUCUUUGCUGCUGAUCCUAGUACUCUACAAGAUUUUUGCGUCACAACUCCAUUAACCCAUGGUACUUCUGUAUGCAAGGAUCCUAAACUUGUUGAUGCAAAUGACUUCUUUUUUAGUGGACUUCACUUAGCAGGCAAUACUACUAAUCCUGCUGGCUCUAAAGUAACUCCGGUCUUUGCAUCUCAGCUACCAGGAUUGAAUACACUCGGAAUCUCCUUGGCUCGUAUUGAUAUAGCACCAUGGGGAGUUAACCCUCCUCACUUACAUCCUCGUGCUACCGAAAUAUUUACUGUUGUUGAAGGUACAUUAGAAGUUGGAUUCAUAACUUCGAACCCAGAAAAUCGCCACUUCAGAAAAGUUUUACAAAAGGGAGAUGUGUUUGUGUUUCCCAUAGGACUGAUUCACUAUCAAAGAAAUAUUGGAUAUGGUAAUGUUGUUGCCAUUGCAGCUCUUAGUAGUCAAAAUCCAGGAGCGAUUACUAUUGGAAAUGCGGUGUUUGGAGCUACACCUGAGAUAUCUAGUGAAGUGCUCACAAAGGCUUUUCAAUUGGACAGAACUGUUAUCAACUAUUUGCAGUCAAAGUUUUAGAAUAUUGGGAGGAAAUCAUUAUGUUGCCUAAUCCAGUUUUAAUGAUUUGUGGUGUGUAUUUGAUAUUUUUUUAAUUGAAUUAUUUGUUGGUGUGCUCUUUUUUCUAUGGUAUCAAUUAGAGCUGUCAAUAUGGGCUACCCGGCCCUAAACGGGUCGGUCCUAGCGGGCUUUGGACUUUUCAGUGUUGGGCUAAAAAGGCCCUGUAUAAU